Macrobrachium nipponense is the source of this 2098-nucleotide messenger RNA. Its product is annotated as protein amalgam-like. Bases 133 to 1917 code for a protein of 594 amino acids. Lineage: Eukaryota; Metazoa; Arthropoda; Malacostraca; Decapoda; Palaemonidae. The transcript has 10 exons. Gene Ontology annotation, cellular component: neuron projection. The record is from RefSeq and is a predicted model, not a curated record.
ACAGAAGCAGUGCGGGGGUCGUUGGAGUAGAUUACCGUUGUGAGUAUUCUCCUGGGAGGAGGGGGCGGGAGAGCGGGGUGGUUGUUGCCCCCGUGAGUGGAAUGACGAGUGGAAUGACAAGUGCCGCGAGUGAUGCGCAUAUCAGUGGAGACGAUUUCGGCGGUCGGCGGGAUUCGCAAGUCGAGGAUUACGGAAUCGAACGAGAGGAGAAAGGUGGCGGGAGGAAGAGGAGGGGGAGGAGGAGGAGAGGAGGAGGAGGAGAGAGGAAAACAACCUCCAGCAACGGAAAAACGCCACCAAAUGAACAACGCCGUUUCGACGCCUACGUCGAAUAAAACACAAGAUUCACGCGGGAGACAAUCUGGAGACUUGACCCCAUCGGACAAAACGACCUCCUUCUCCACCUCCUCCUCCUCCUCCUCACCGACGACUCCGAAGCAGCAGAGGCGACGACCUCCCCGAGACAGGGGGAAGUCGUCGGCGAAGCAUUAUGGAAAUGGCGGGAAGUGGGCCAGCAGCAGCGGCGGCGGCAGCAGCAUCAGCAUCUCAUCCAUCUGGCUCCUGCGAACGCUCUCGGACAAAGUGCUGUUGAUGACCGUGCUCGUGAGCGCGCUCGCGUCAGCGCUCUCCAGCUCGGCGAUCGUCAGGGCUGAGGGAACGAAAGGGGGCGAGAAAGGUAUAGGACCAGUGUUUUUGGAACCGGUACCGAACGUGACUGUGGCCAAGGGCCGAGACGCUUCCCUCACCUGUACUGUGGAUCAUCUUGGAAUGCACAAGGUCGCCUGGAUCCACCUGGAUCGUCAGAUGAUCCUCAGCAUCCACAACCACAUCAUCACCAGGACCCCGAGGUUCAGCGUGACCCACGACUCCCACAAGACCUGGACCUUGCAGGUGACCGCCGUGGAGGAGGAGGACCGAGGUCACUACAUGUGUCAGGUCAACACCAAACCCAUGAUCAGCCAGACGGGGUUUCUGCAGGUCGUGGUUCCUCCGAACAUCGUCGACGCCAUGAGCAGCCCCAGUAGCAUCGUCGUCAGGGAGAAGGACGAGGUGACGCUGUCUUGCCACGCCGAGGGAUUCCCCGAGCCCCAGAUCAAGUGGAAGAGGGAAGACGCGCAGUCCAUCAAGACCUCCGACGGGAGGAAAGUGAGCCAGCUGGACCACCCGGCUCUCCCCCUGGGCCAGGUCAGCCGAAUGGACAUGGGCGCUUACCUGUGCAUCGCUUCCAACGGGGUGCCGCCUUCGAUAAGCAAGAGGAUUACUCUGGACGUCGAGUUUUCGCCCCAAAUGCACGUGCCCAACCAGCUGGUGGGCGCCCCGCUGUCGACGAACGUCACCCUCGAGUGUUUCGUGGAGGCCCACCCUCGGGCCAUCACCUACUGGGAGUUCGCUGGGUCUAUGGUCAUGAACACCUCGAGGAUCGCCACGGACACCAUUGAGAAGCUCUACAGGAUCCACAUGCUCCUCAUCAUCAGAGACCUCCAGGAGAGCGACUUCGGGACUUACAAGUGCAUCUCCAAAAACAGCAUCGCCGAGACCGACGGAUCCAUCACCCUAAACAAAACUUACCGGCCAACUUCACCUCCACAAACGAUGUUGCACAGUUCUGAUGACGACGGCAAGUCGCACCUGGCGCGAAGUCGGGGCGGGAAGGAGAAGCUGCGGAAACAGCUGGAAGUGCCGAGGAGGAGGUUCCAGGACGAGGAACUGGACAGGAGGCUGGACGAGGACUCCCGCAAGCGGCUGCACGACUCCGACAGGAGGAAGUACGAUCUCGAGCCCAGCUCGGGAUACAGAGAUGAGAUUUCCAACAUGAUAAAUAAUCCGCCAAUCGACAGCAGCGCCAGCAGCGGCCUCCCUGCGAUCGUCUGGUUGGGCGUCCUCACCAGCGUCACUCUGGUCUCCGUUUUAGUCUAAUGGUUUCUUCCUCUCUUUCUUUUACUCUCUGUACGGGUAACUUUUGAACGCAUUUCCUUUUCGAUGUCUCUCGACGAUGUGUACAUAUAAUAUAUCACCACUGCAUUUGUAUUUCAUAAUGAAAUAUGUAUGGCUUUUCUGUAAUUGAGUGUAAAUAUACCGUAUGUAAAUAUGCUGUUUC